Messenger RNA from Penaeus chinensis, 795 nucleotides. RefSeq lists its product as uncharacterized. The transcript has 3 exons. The record is from RefSeq and is a predicted model, not a curated record. Lineage: Eukaryota; Metazoa; Arthropoda; Malacostraca; Decapoda; Penaeidae. Bases 1 to 795 code for a protein of 264 amino acids.
AUGGAUAAGAGGCUUACUGGCUUUGAGAGGCCACUUGCCGGCCUCCAGACUAUGACAAUUGAAUUUGUGAUGGAAGUUUACGUAAUAUGGGGGUUCUUGCUAAUCAUCGGAACAGCUGUUUCCGCAGCUCCACAUGGGUACGAUUUGGGUGCACCAUCAGGAGCAGGACACUCUCCUGGAGGACUUUCUUCAGGAGGAGCCGGUGCAGUAGACGUUGACUCAACUAGCGGCGAGGGGGGUAUUGUUGCAUGCAGAGAUGGAGAGGUCCUACAUGUGGACGGCACUUGUGUUAUCCCCGAAAUCACAAGAAAAGUAUACCUGUUUAAUGUUCCUGAACAAGAGCAGUCUGUCGGCCCACCACCCAGUCUUCCUCCUCCGGCAGUAGAGCACAACAUCCUCUUCGUACGUCUUCCAGAAGAAGGACCAGCACCCGAGCCAAUCGUUCUUCCUCCACCAAGACAGAACAACAUUGUCUAUGUGCUCAACAAACAGGAUCAACAAGUUCAGCGAGUGAUCGAAGUACCAGCUCAGCCACAGGCUGAUCCUGAGAUUUACUUCGUCAACUACCAAGACGGAGAAAACCCUACCCUUCCCAUUGGAGUAGACCUGGAAACUGCUCUCAGUUCUGCAGCAGCAGCAGGCGGUCAAGUCCUUGGAAGUCUUGAAGGAGCAAGUGGAGACUCCAGCUUUGGUGACGUUGGUGGAGCUUCUGGUGGCUUGGGUAUCAACGGAGGCGUCAGUGGAGUUCAUUCAGGCCAAGGAAGCAGACCAUCAGGCCUCUACAAUACUCCAUAA